GAGGUCAAAUACUGUGCACUGAAGACUGUCACAUAAGUGUUGGGCUAAUUUGUCAUCAGCACCACCGUAAGGUUCUGUGGCAAGAGUUGUGGUCUUUAUAAUUUUUUGGACGUGGCGAAGCAUCUGCGUUUGGCAAGUAGGUGAACUGGUGUUACACCCUCACUUUUGAAGGGACGAAGUGGACGAUUGAAUAAAAGUGGUGUUUGAUGAAAGUUGGAGGGGCCCAUUCGCCGGUAGCUGACCAUGGUGGAGAAGGCGAGGUCGUGCGAGCGCUGGUUGCUGGUCGUGAUGGUUGGGGCGCUGCUCUCCGCGAGGUCGUGCAACCUGCUGCCCGACAACCUCAACCUCGAUGACGAUCCGUCGGAUGAUGGGGAUGGCAGUUUCUGGAGCCAGCGCUCAUACGGUGGGUACGUGGACGACUUCCUGGUGAAGCUGCGACACGCAGUCGUCGACGAUGGCCUCGACCCGUUGGAGCCUCCAGAUGAAGUCCAGGACAUAGAUGAGAGAUCUGGACUGUCAACGUGGCACGCCGACGUGAGGCUGGAGCCGAGGGACAUGAGGGCCCUGAGGAAAGACAGCGCCGCCUUCGACGCCUGCCAGAGGCACGUGCAGGAGCAGGAGGACGACCAGGAGCUCGGAGACGUCUUGCUGAGCUACAUGUUCCUGGGGCGCGUGCUGCGAGUGGCACCUGCUGGCGACAUCUUUGGCCAGCAGGAGGAGCUGAGGACGAGCGUCGAACGCUGGGUGGAAACGCUGCCCCUGCUGGUGGACGCCAGCCCCUGGUCAAAGGGCCACGCCAGCCGAUUCAUACACAUAAGGAACCGACAGCUUACCAGGUAUAUCCCACUGACGGCUUCUGGGGCCAGAAGUGACCACCAGCGUAGACACUUUUGGAGGAGGUGACGAGGCGACUCGGGAUCACUACUGUGCGGCCAGUACCUCAGGAACGAGAUGUGUGAAGCGCCUUACACUGGGCAAAGUGCAUACUCGAAUGGACAGAACUGAGGUGGCUCGCAACCUACUCACAUCGCUUCAGACCGGGCCGCGUCAUCUCUCUCCACGUUCCCGUGGGGACGAUGAGACUGAUAUCAUGUCUCUUAUAGAGACCUCUUACGUCUAUGUGGAUCAUUACUGCACAGAGGUUGGACAAAAUAACACGCUCAUGCACCUAGUCUGUGGCAGUACUGCUUACGACCCGUUCUGGCACAAGUGAAAACCAAAAAUGAAAUUUAAUUUGUUACAGACAUCCCACUGAAAGAAAACUCUGGGAAUAAAUUGUUUACACUAGGGUGUCCACAUUGUUUUCAGUUUCCCGUAGUGGACACACUUUGAUACAACUGCAUCUUAGACUGACCGCUCCAAAGAGGGCAUACAGAGUGGUUGUCAUAGAUAUAUUGUUCUAUUUAUAUUUAUCAUUUGUGUAUGUUCAGAUUGUUUGUGUUCUUAUAUUUAACUAUUUAUAAACAGUCUUUUCAAAUAUAAUGAACAUCUGUUUGUCUGUGUUGUAAUAUUUUCUAUUUAUACACAACUUCUAGAGAUAUGACAAUAAAUUGAUACAUAUGUACCAUAUAUUAUGUAUAAAAUAUAUUAUUAAAAUUACCCACUAAAUCACUAA
Messenger RNA from Schistocerca americana (American grasshopper), 1615 nucleotides. RefSeq lists its product as uncharacterized. Lineage: Eukaryota; Metazoa; Arthropoda; Insecta; Orthoptera; Acrididae. The record is from RefSeq and is a predicted model, not a curated record. Bases 244 to 903 code for a protein of 219 amino acids. The transcript has 5 exons.